Molecule: messenger RNA, 1863 nt
Organism: Aureobasidium subglaciale EXF-2481
Lineage: Eukaryota; Fungi; Ascomycota; Dothideomycetes; Dothideales; Saccotheciaceae
Exons: 2
Coding region: 1-1863 (620 amino acids)
Biological process (GO): peptidyl-lysine monomethylation
Cellular component (GO): nucleus
Molecular function (GO): protein-lysine N-methyltransferase activity
Source: RefSeq, a predicted model, not a curated record
AUGGACGCUUUCGAGAAUUGGUUUAGAAACAAUGGCGGCUACUUGCAUCCCGCAGUUCACCUUGCGCAUGACGAAGACCAGGGCUCCCAUUUCAGAGCCACUGCUGUCAUUGAGCCUGGUACACAUGUUUUGACAGUCCCUCACAGUCUGUCAAUGUCCAACUUGAACGCACAAGUUGACGAUGAUUUCCCUGUCUUCAGAACUCAUGCCAAAGAAUUCACUGUUGAGGGUCUCAGUUUCUUUUACCUCAUGGCACAAUGGCUUAACAAGGAUAAGUCUUUCUGGAAACCAUAUCUGGACAUACUACCCACCCCCGAACAAGGCUUCGAGACACCUAUCUUCUAUGAUGAGGAAGAUCGCAAAUGGCUGGAGGGCACAGAUUUGCAUCCAACACUGCUUGGAAGAGAGGCUGCCUGGAAGAGGUAUUGGGAGGAUGGUGUACAGGUUAUGAAAUCUGCCGGUAUGGAUGUAACAGAAUACACAUGGGAACUUUUCAGAUGGGCUGCUACAGUAUACUCAUCACGCAGUUUCAAUGGCCUGACUGUCACUCCGCGAGGCAGCCAACACUGGACGGCAUACAAACAUGACUCUAAUGGUGGUUCAACGGUACUUCUGAACCACAGCGACUACAUUGAAGACUGGAAGAAGUUCUCUGUACUCUUCCCAGCCAUCGAUAUCGGUAAUCACAAUCCAAAUGCUCGUGUGGACUGGACCUACGACCCCGAUCGCUUCAGCUUGAACGUUUCUGAGAGAAUCGAGCCUGGCUCGCAGGUCUACAAUAACUACGGUCCCAAGUCGAGCGAGGAGUUGCUGAUGGGCUAUGGCUUUUGUGCACCUGGCAAUCCAUACGAUGGUCUUCUUCUCGCUAUGAGACCUCCUCCACCGCCAUUACAACAAAUGCUGAGUAUCACUCACCCCGAGUAUUUCAAGGACAAUGGCGAGUGGAACUCUGAAGCUGCGACUUUCCGUCUGUUGCACGCAAAAUUGCAAGAGACGUCCAACGCAAGUACAUUCGAUCAAGCUUGGGGCUGUGUUCCGGCACCUCUGGCCGAACUCUUCUGCUAUGUGGUGCAGUUGGAAAGAGGCGUAGAUGUAGCUCCCAUCGAGGAUGCGGAGGAGCACCUCUAUCACGGUGACGGCAAACGUUACCUACCUCGCAUCGCUCUCUACAUCAUCAUGUCGCUCAUCCCGAAAAUUGGCAAGCUUGAAGAGGCCAACGAGAGUCUGCCCUCCGAACCAACAAACCCUCGUCAAGCAUCCGUCAAGAUCUACAGAGACAUGCAAUACGAAGUCAUCAACACAGUACAAGCGCGUAUGGCUGCCUACCUCAAAGACCUACAACCAGAAGAAGUAGUCUCAACAGCCGGCUCAGCAAUCUGGACUCUAGAAGACGCCCUCGACCUUCUCGAGAUCGAAAUUCCAGCUGCCCACAAGUCCUUCAUGUCCGGUGUCAAAUACGUCACUGGCACCACAAAACUCCGCAAACUACGCGGCUCAGAACAUGAAGAAUAUCUCUGGACCAUCCUCCUCUGCUACCUCUACCUCGCGCAAUCCUCUCAACCAUCCACAUCUAGUCCCAGUCUCAUCGGCAAAUGGAUACAAUCACUCGUCGAUGAAUACGGCGAACCCGAUAUCCAAGCCGGAGAACCAGACGAAGAAACAGAUGAAGAAGCAGCAGAAUACCUCAAUCGUGUCAAGAAGGCUGCCAUGUUUUUACCUGGAUCGCUAUGGACGAAUCCAGCUUGGACAGCAGACUUUGUACUCGACUUUGGAAUGAGGAUAUCGAAGAGUCAGGGCACGUAUAUGGAUAUUGGAGAGGAAGGUGAUGAGGAUUUGAGAUACGUUGUUUAUCUGCAUGUUUGA